UGAAUCGCUAGCGAGAUAUACAAGUUAAUUUAUCUAAGAUUUCACCUCCACAGGCUAAAGUAACUCUAAAUUAAACGUUAUCUACUAGAUGUAAUGAUGUUUUUUCUCGCUGAUUUUCAAUUGUAUUUUGCCUUUUGAUGAAAAUCAGAAUCAGUUGUCCUUAGCAAGCAAGCUAAGAUAGCGUUAGCUUGCUAGCUGCCUUUUUAAAGCCCAUUUUAAUCGUCAUUAGAGUUAACUGUCCAGGGUGCGUGUCAUGAUCGUUCACCAGUACAGCGAGCCUUUCUACACGUAUUUCAAAGCCUAAAUAUAAGAGCAGCGUAAGAAAUCAACCGUAAACCAGUCUGAAUUAAUGCGACUCGCAUUGCGAGGCGAGUGUCGGUUUGGGAUGACGGUUUUCUGAUGAGGUGUACCGGCUGAUCUGAGCGGAGGCCACCAUGGUGGACUUUCUGGCCGAGAACAACUUGUGCGGACAGGCGAUUCUGAGGGUUGUGUCUCGUGGGAAUGCCAUUAUCGCGGAGCUGCUGCGUCUCUCCGAGUUCAUCCCUGCGGUCUUUAGGCUCAGAGACAAGAGUGACCAACAGAAGUAUGGAGACAUCAUCUGUGACUUCAGUUAUUUCAAGGGUCAAGAAUACUAUGAGAGUAAGCUUGAGGCAAAGCCAGAACUUCAGGACCUGGAUGAGGAAUUCCGGGAAAACAAUAUUGAGAUACUGUCCCGCUUUUAUCUGGCUUUCGAAAGUGUCCACAAGUAUAUUGUUGACUUGAUAAGGUACCUGGAUGAUCUCAAUGAAGGCGUCUACAUUCAGCAGACCCUGGAAACAGUCCUACUGAAUGAAGAUGGAAAACAACUUUUGUGUGAAGCGCUGUACCUCUACGGAGUUAUGCUGCUCGUAAUUGAUCAGAAAAUAGAAGGAGAGGCCCGAGAGAGAAUGCUGGUGUCUUACUACAGAUACAGUGCUGCCCGCUCUUCAGGAGACUCCAACCUGGAUGACAUCUGUAAACUCCUGCGUAGCACAGGCUACUCCAACCAACCCGGGGCGAGACGUCCGCCCAACUACCCUGAGAGCUACUUCCAGAGAGUGCCCAUCAACCCCACGUUCCUCAGCAUGGUCAUAGGCCGGCUGCGCUCAGAUGACAUCUAUAACCAGGUGUCCGCGUAUCCGCUGCCCGAGCACCGCAGCACAGCCUUGACCACCCAGGCAGCCAUGCUGUACGUCUGCCUCUUCUUCACGCCCUCCAUCCUGCAGAGCCAGCAGGCCAAGAUGAGGGAGAUCGUCGACAAAUACUUCCCCGAUAACUGGGUGAUCAGCAUAUAUAUGGGGAUUACUGUGAACUUGGUGGAAGCCUGGGAGCCUUACAAAGCAGCUAAGACUGCCCUGAACUACACUCUGGAUUCAGCCAACAUUAGAGAGCAGGCGUGUCGCUACGCGGCCAGCGUGGAGAGCCUCCGUCCGCGGGUGCAGCAGCUGCUAAAGGAGGGUGUCCUGCGGGAGGAGAUGGUCCUAGACAACAUCCCCAAGCUGCUCAACUGCCUACGUGACUGCAACGUCACCAUCCGCUGGCUGAUGCUGCACACUGCGGACUCAGUGUAUGACUCAAACAACAAGAGACUGCGUCAGAUGAAGGAUCAAGCCAUCGCUGACUCCAAGUACAACCCUAAGAUCCUGUUCCAGCUUCUCCUAGACACAGCUCAGUUUGAGUUCAUACUCAAAGAAAUGUUCAAGCAGAUGUUGACCGAGAAACAGCUGAAAUGGGAGAGCUACAGGAACGAAGGCUCAGAGAGAAUGAUGGAGCUGGCAGAGGUGUUCUCUGGAGUCAAACCCCUCACCAGGGUGGAGAAGAACGAGAACCUCCAGGCGUGGUUCAGGGAGAUCUCCAAGCAGAUCGAAUCCUUGAACUAUGAAGACUCCACUGCAGCAGGGAGGAAGACUGUGCAGCUUAUCCAAGCGUUAGUAGAGGUGCAAGAAUUCCACCAGCUGGAGUCCAACCUGCAAGUGUGCCAGUUCCUGGCCGACACGCGCAAAUUCCUGCACCAGAUGAUCCGCACGAUCAACAUCAAAGAGGAGGUGCUGAUCACCAUGCAGAUCGUGGGGGAUUUGUCUUAUGCCUGGCAACUUAUAGACAGUUUCACAUCCAUCAUGCAGGAGAGUAUCCGAGUGAACCCCUCCAUGGUCACCAAGCUUCGAGCCACGUUUCUGAAGCUGGCCUCGGCGCUGGACCUUCCCCUGAUGAGGAUCAACCAGGCCAACAGCCCAGACCUGCUCAGCGUGUCCCAGUUCUACUCUGGGGAGCUGGUGGCCUAUGUCAGGAAGGUGCUGCAGAUCAUUCCGGAGAGCAUGUUCACGUCCCUGGCCAGAAUUGUCAAGCUGCAGAUCCAUGACAUCAUGGAGGUGCCAACACGCCUGGACAAGGACAAGCUGAAGGACUACGCCCAGCUCGGGGCGCGUUAUGAGGUUGCCAAACUCACGCAUGCCAUUUCAAUCUUCACGGAGGGAAUUCUGAUGAUGAAAACGACACUUGUUGGCAUCAUCAAGGUGGACCCCAAGCAGCUGCUGGAGGACGGUAUAAGGAAGGAGCUGGUUAAACGAGUGGCCUUCUCCCUGCACAAAGGCCUCAUCUUCAACCCCAAGGCCAAACCCAGCGAGCUGAUGCCCAAGCUGGAGGACAUGGCGGCCACCAUGGAUGGCUUCUACCGCUCGUUUGAAUACAUUCAGGACUACGUCAGCAUCUACGGCCUGAAGAUCUGGCAGGAGGAGGUGUCGCGCAUCAUCAACUACAACGUGGAGCAGGAGUGCAACAGUUUCCUCCGGACAAAGAUCCAAGACUGGCAGAGCAUGUACCAGUCAACACACAUCCCCAUUCCCAAGUUCCCUCCCGUUGACGAGUCCGCCACAUUCAUCGGUCGUCUCUGCAGGGAGAUCCUGAGGAUCACCGACCCGAAAGUCACGUGUUACAUCAACCAGAUGAACACCUGGUACGACAUGCGUACGCACCAGGAGGUGACCAACCACCGGCUGUUCUCGGAGAUCCAGAACACGCUGGGCACCUUCGGCCUGAACGGCCUUGACCGCCUCCUGUGCUUCAUGAUCGUGAAGGAGCUGCAGAUGUUCCUCACAGUGCUUCAGAAGAGCAUCCUCAAGGACAAAGUGAUGGUUGAUGUUUUCAAAACCUUCCUGAAUGCCGUGAACCCAGUGAAAGGCAUUGUGGCCUCUGCAAGCAAAGUUUAUGCCAAUGCUGUAGCCAAGACGCAGAAGAUCUGGCCGACCUAUCUGGAAUCCAUCACGAAGGUGGGUCAGAUGCAGAUCCUGAGGUUGCAGAUUGCCAAUGAGCUGAGCUACUCCUGCAAGUUUGACUCCAAACAUCUCGCAGCUGCCCUGGAGAAUCUCAACAAAUCUUUGCUUGCUGACAUUGAGGCGCACUACCAGGACCCAAGCCUGCCUUACCCCAAGGAGGACAACACCCUCUUGUUCGAGAUUGGUGCCUACCUGGAAGCUGCGGGGAUCCACGACCCGCUGAACAAAAUCUACAUCACCACCAAGCGCCUGCCUUACUUCCCCAUCGUCAACUUCAUCUUUCUCAUUGCCCAGCUGCCCAAGCUGCAGUACACCAAAAGCCAAGGUAUGACGUGCCGCCGGGCGACGGACCCUGUGGACUGGGUCCCACUGGUCCUGGGUUUGCUCACCCUGCUGAAGCAGUUCCACUCCCGGUACGCAGAGCAGUUCCUCGCACUCAUUGGCCAGUUUAUCCGCUCCGUGAUGGAGCAGUGCACCAGCCAAAAGAUUCCAGACAUGCCACCAGAUGUGGUUGGAGCACUGAUGUUUUUGGAGGACUAUGUGCGCUAUUCAAAACUUCCCAGAAAGGUGGUUGAAGCUCAUGUCCCAAGUUUCAUUUUCGAUGAGUUCCGAACCGUGCUGUAACGUUUCCCCUUUUGCUCAGUAACAAAUCCUUUUGCAAUUCUGCCAUUUCUGCAAUUCUAUCAUUUAUGGUAGUUUUGCUUUUUUCCUUUGUCUUUCAUUUUUUCCUAAUAAUGAAUCAAUUCAUUCUAAAAGUAUUCUGUAACAUUUUCAUUAGUCUUUCCUUGAUUUCUUUUACACAGUAAGUACACAAAGUGUAUAGAUGUUUAUGUAAUAAAAUUGUAUAAACGUA
Molecule: messenger RNA, 4143 nt
Organism: Electrophorus electricus (electric eel)
Lineage: Eukaryota; Metazoa; Chordata; Actinopteri; Gymnotiformes; Gymnotidae
Gene: washc5
Product: WASH complex subunit 5
Biological process (GO): actin filament polymerization; endosome fission; regulation of actin nucleation
Cellular component (GO): WASH complex; endosome
Source: RefSeq, a predicted model, not a curated record